UGAAAGAAGGUGUCAAAGGUGAUGAAUUUAAAUCUACAUAUAUUUUGCUGCUGAUGAAAAAUAAAAUCGUUGACGCUUAUCCGUUUUCCUUUCCGACGGCAGUUUAAGCAAGCUUUAAGCUCUGGUUUCUGAAUUCAGAUCGUUUUUCCAAAACCAUCAAAUCUUUUGUGAAAACGAAGGAGUUAGAUCGAUAAAAUAGAUCGAGAAAAGGUCCACAAGAAAUUGAGAUCGCUUACGCGUUGGGGAGAUGUCGGUUGCUGCGACUGCAACUAGGGUUAAGGUGGACGCAAGCGGGAAGAAGACGGAGAUCUCGACUUCAAAGCUAAAGUCAGUAACUUCGGCUUCCAAGCUAGAGGGGAAAGGGAAGGCAGUAACGACCACCACAAAGGCAACCACAACAACUGCAACAAUUAAGACAAAAUCUGCAAAGAAAGUCUAUACUCUGCCUGGGCAGAAGUACGAUCUUCCUGAAGAGAGAGAGCCGUUGAGAAUAUUCUAUGAAUCAUUGUCAAAGCAGAUUCCAACUAGUGAGAUGGCUGAAUUUUGGAUGAUGGAGCAUGGAAUGCUGUCUCCUGAUAGAGCCAAGAAGGCAUACGAAAGAAAACAAAGGAAGCAACAGCAACUGCGAAAAGGAACUCCUGUUAAAUCUCAGAAGAUCAACAGGCCAGAAAGCUCAAAGUCACAACUACCAAAGAACAGUGAAUUAAAAUCAAAGAAAAGAGUCCGUUACAGUGAUAGUGAUGAUGAAGUCAUCAUAAAACACAAGAAAUCAAAAUAUUAAUUGAAUGACACAAUUGUGUGGUCAAGAUGAAGGGGUGAGCCAAUCUAGUGUUUACAUGUGGUACAAAUAAUUUGCCUAAAGUGGCUCACAUUCUUACUUUAUAGUUGCCAAAGGCAUGUAGUUUAUGAGUAUUUGAUCUGUGGGAAAAAUUAACUUAUUUAUUUGUUAGGUAAUAAACAUCAUGUUCACCUGGCACUUUACAGCAAUAAAAUAUUGAUUAAAACCCAA
Messenger RNA from Phalaenopsis equestris, 1009 nucleotides. RefSeq lists its product as uncharacterized. NCBI's taxonomy places the organism in Eukaryota, Viridiplantae, Streptophyta, Magnoliopsida, Asparagales, Orchidaceae. Bases 248 to 781 code for a protein of 177 amino acids. The transcript has 4 exons. The record is from RefSeq and is a predicted model, not a curated record.